Pteropus alecto (black flying fox) is the source of this 2118-nucleotide messenger RNA. RefSeq names its product zinc finger CCCH-type containing 15 (gene ZC3H15). Gene Ontology annotation, biological process: cytoplasmic translation. The record is from RefSeq and is a predicted model, not a curated record. The transcript is spliced from 10 exons. Gene Ontology annotation, molecular function: metal ion binding; mRNA binding. Bases 221 to 1501 code for a protein of 426 amino acids. NCBI's taxonomy places the organism in Eukaryota, Metazoa, Chordata, Mammalia, Chiroptera, Pteropodidae. Gene Ontology annotation, cellular component: cytosol.
CGCACAGCUCCGCUUCCGGGGGCCAGUCCUCACUACCCACAAUGCUGUGCGAUAUCGACCUGUCGCAAAGGCCGCGUUUCGGCGGCGAGUGAGCGCCCAGCUUUCCGUGCGGUGCGGCAGCGACGGCGGCCCGCGUCUUCCGCCUCCUCCUGCCGCAGGGCCAGAUACCCUGACGGUAUCCAGGUGCGCUUAAGUCUGGCCGGUGCCACCAGUCUCCGCAAUGCCCCCCAAGAAACAGGCUCAGGCCGGGGGCAGCAAAAAGGCGGAGCAGAAAAAGAAGGAGAAGAUUAUAGAAGACAAGACUUUUGGUCUAAAGAAUAAGAAAGGAGCAAAGCAACAGAAGUUUAUCAAGGCUGUCACUCAUCAAGUUAAAUUUGGUCAACAAAAUCCACGUCAGGUAGCACAGAGUGAAGCUGAAAAGAAAUUGAAGAAAGAUGACAAGAAGAAAGAAUUGCAAGAGCUAAAUGAGCUAUUCAAACCUGUAGUUGCAGCUCAAAAAAUAAGUAAAGGUGCAGAUCCCAAAUCUGUGGUAUGUGCAUUCUUCAAGCAAGGACAGUGUACUAAAGGAGAUAAGUGUAAGUUCUCUCAUGACCUGACUCUGGAGAGAAAGUGUGAAAAGCGAAGUGUUUACAUUGAUGCAAGAGAUGAAGAACUUGAAAAAGAUACUAUGGAUAAUUGGGAUGAGAAAAAACUGGAAGAAGUAGUGAACAAGAAGCACGGUGAGGCGGAAAAGAAAAAACCAAAAACUCAAAUAGUGUGUAAGCAUUUCCUUGAAGCUAUUGAAAACAACAAAUAUGGCUGGUUUUGGGUAUGCCCUGGAGGGGGUGAUAUCUGCAUGUAUCGUCAUGCACUUCCUCCUGGAUUCGUAUUGAAAAAAGAUAAAAAGAAAGAAGAGAAAGAAGAUGAAAUUUCAUUAGAAGAUCUCAUUGAAAGAGAGCGUUCUGCUCUAGGUCCAAAUGUUACCAAAAUUACUCUAGAAUCUUUUCUUGCAUGGAAGAAAAGGAAAAGACAAGAAAAGAUUGAUAAACUUGAGCAAGAUAUGGAAAGAAGGAAAGCAGACUUUAAAGCAGGGAAAGCAUUAGUGAUCAGUGGUCGUGAAGUGUUUGAAUUUCGUCCUGAACUGGUUGAUGAUGAUGAUGAGGAAGCGGAUGAUACCCAGUACACCCAGGGAAUAGGUGGUGAUGAGGUUGAUGAUUCAGUGAGUAUAAAUGACAUAGAUUUAAGCCUGUACAUCCCAAGAGAUGUAGAUGAGACGGGUAUUACUGUAGCCAGUCUUGAAAGAUUCAGCACAUAUACUUCAGAAAAAGAUGAAAACAAAUUAAGUGAAGCUUCCGGAGGUAGGGCUGAAAAUGGUGAAAGAAGUGAUUUAGAAGAGGACAACGAAGGGGAGGGACAGGAAAAUGGAUCCAUCGAUGCUGUUCCUGUUGAUGAAAAUCUUUUUACUGGGGAAGAUUUGGAUGAACUAGAAGAAGAAUUAAACACACUUGAUUUAGAAGAAUGACACCAAACAAGUCAAUGAAAAAAUUAAGCCAACUCAGCAUGAGUUGAAAUUGACUACAUUAAUUUUUUUCCACUUAGACUUCUUCAGGAUGUUUAUUUCCCAUGCUGGUAUUCUGGAGGGCUUAAACUCUCCUCCAGAAAAGGAAUAUUCUCCCUACGUUUUGUCUUCUGACUUUGGCUACAUCUCAUAGUAAGUUCAGAGUAGUUCAUGAUAAAUUGAAAAUAUAAUGGUCAUUGCAGAAAAUGAUUGAUUGUUGUAACUGUCCACUCAAGUAGAAAGUGUAACUGCUUUUCCAGCUUUUAAUUUUCAUUGGGCAUGUGUUAUUCCAAGGACAACAAAAAUUUAAAAUACCCUUUAUUUAAUUCAGUUUUUAAUGAAUGAUUUUGUUUCUUUUGUAUUUAUAUAUGUUUAAAAGACUGCCUAAAAUAUGAGUGCUGUACAUCAUAAAGGAAACUGCAUAUGCAGAUUCAGUAUUGUAAUUCUUUGAACAUUUAAAAUGAAACCUUUAAUCUGACAAGAUCAGUUGCAAUGCCCUGUGUUAAACUGUUUUAAACUUUUUCCUCUUCUUUUUUGCCAAUAAAGUUGUAAAUAAAGACCAUCAUACAUUAAAAUUCAAA